AAUUUCCUGAAUGGAGUUUUUUUUUACAGCCACAUUAAAGUGUUUUAUAAUUGUUCCAAAACCAUGUGCUGUGUAGAAAGAUAAGGGUUACCUUGUGACAUGCUUAUUCUGUGCGUGCUGUGGAUAUAGUAUGGUUAAUAAUGUCCCCUAGGGUCGCUCAGUCUGAGCAGGAAGGAAAGGCAAUGACGUGUUUGUUUCCACUGCCACAAAGAAAACUUGCCUCCUGCUAAAUAGCUAAGAACCUCUGAUUUUUCACAGAUCUGCAAUUGAAAGACAAUGACACAUUAAGACAGAGAAAUAUCUCCAGCCUAACUCAAACAUUUAUGAGAGCUAUAUAACUGUGAGUUAGCACAUUCACUGAAGCUCUGCUUCACAAACACAGCAAAGAGGAGGAAGAUGGCUAUUAAUUAUAAUCUAAGCUUCCUGAAGGAACUGGAAAGAGAAAAGGUGUUGGAGGUCCUAUACCGAGACCAAUCACUUCAGAAAGCAGAGGAGGAAAGAAUAAGAAAAUUGAAAACACAUUUGCAGCAGCUACGAUGGAAAGGUGCAAAGAGUGUUAGUAGAGAAUACGAUGAGAGAUCUUGUGCUCGCUGCCAGAAAGCUCUAGGCCGGCUGUUAAACAGAGGGUCUGUGUGCAAUGGCUGCAGUCACCGGGUGUGCCGGGAGUGCCAGGUUUUCCUCUGCAACCUCAUCUGGAAGUGCACAGUCUGUAACGCCCAUGGGGAAGUUAAAAUAAAGACUGGUGAGUGGUUCUUUGAAGAAAGAGAAAAGAAAUUUCCUUCUGCAGGAAACCAUGAAUCUGUAGGUGCUAAGCUUUUGAAAUCUUACCAAAAAACUAGUAAGAUUUCUGUCGUUCCUCCAACACCGCCUCCUUUUUCUGAUGUCACCCCCUGGAACACAUCCAUGGAACUCAGCAAAGAGAAAGGAUUUAAUAAGUCAGUUGAAAAUUUGAUUUUGUCUCUCACAUCACAAGUCAAAAAAAUUUCAAAAUCACAGAAUGACAUGAGAAUAACUGACAAAUUCCACCUAACCACUGACUAUGGACAGAAAGCAGAGAGAAGGAAGGACAGAAGAAGCAACUCUGACACUGCAAUCAACUUAGCUAGCGAGCUGGAGAAGGCCCACAGUCUGCAUCAGUUUAUCCACAAAAGAAAGGAAAAAAAAAGCUGGAAAGAGAAAAAGGAAGUAAAGCAAGAAACAGAAGAUGAGACAAGCACCAUGAAAAGCAAAACACUCUGUGGUAGCACAAAGAGAGUAAGCGUGUGCAGCAUCACCAGCACUUGCACUGAAGCUGGUAGCUAUGACAAUGCCAAUAUUACAGGAGAAAUAGAGUUUGCAGUUAAGUACAAUUUCAAGACCUGCACCCUUGAAAUCACCAUUAAAGCAUGUAAGAACCUAGCUUAUGGAGAUGAGAAGAAGAAAAAAUGUAACCCAUAUGUAAAGACUUACUUACUUCCUGAAAAAUCCCAUUCUAAAAUGAAGACAAGCAUUAAAAAGAAUACUGUGGACCCAUGUUUUAAUGAAACAUUAAAGUACACUAUUGAACAUUCACAGCUGGAGACACGAAUACUUCAAGUAUCCUUGUGGCAUGUGAGUACACUGAAGAGGAAAGUUUUCUUAGGAGAAGUGAGUUUACCACUUGAGUUUUGGGAUUUUGAGGAUAAUUCGACCCAGUCAUUUAAGUGGUACCAACUGAGAUCAAAGGAAUAUCACCGAGUGGAUUGGUAGGAAAGUUCAAAGGGUAGACAGUCAAAAGCGAGAAGAUGUCGACCAACUGCCUGACCAACCUUGACCAGAAAAAGCACAUAUGUGAACUGGCAUGUAAAGAGCAGCAGUGGUAUUCUGGAGGCUGCAUCCUGAAAAUUGUGAUGAAAAGUACUACAGCAAAGAGGUCCAUCUGACCAACGGCCUGAAGAUAGAGAAACACAAAGAGGACAGACUUAAGUGGAAGAAUUAGUUUGUGAAAUCAUCAAAAGCAUGCUCCCUCAGUCUCAGCCUCAGUCAUUUUUAUUUGAUGCAACCAAUUUUGCUCCUCAAUGAGUACAUAUUUUUUAUUCCAAUAAAUACAUUAUUAAAUGUAUUACUUUUAUUUAAAUCCCCCAUAAGUAUGUAAACUAUAAAAAAAAAUUCUUUUUGCUGAAACAUUUACAUAUUUUAUUGUUUUCAUUGUUUUUCUUGACAGUAAAACCUUAGUUCUUUAAUACCCUAACAUCUUCACUGCAGAAUUGUGUCUGCCAUUUUAACUAGGGCUGGUAAAUGAAAAUGUUUACAUUUCUACUUUAAACUAUGAUCUUGCUGAUCCUAUCCCAGAUAUAGAGCUGCAUUCUGGAUAUCAGAAUCUAAAGUUAUUGCUGGUAAGGUUCAAGUUAGAGCGAUAAUUUAUUAAAAAAGAAAAAUAAGAAAGUUUAAUAUAAACAACACAGCCUGGUCUGUUAUUUAGUGAUAUCCUUACAGUUCACUAGGUCUCCUUUACAAAACUGCAAAUAUUUUGGUUAAAGUUUAACAGUUAAAAUUCCCUUUGGUGUCAGGACAAAAAAAGCAUGAAGAAGAUGUGAUGCCAUUGUAUAAGACUGAGGUACCACCACCACUGUGGAACAAAACCAUUCAAUAAAAUCUGGAUGGUAUGAUUAGCCUAUUAGUUGUUAACCUAAAAUGUUAUGGGGUGGAUGACAGUCUCCAUUUAUAUAAACUUCUAAACCCAUUGUUGCAGGUACUGAACUAAAUAAAAUUAAAUUGAUGCAGCUUCACCUUGUUAUUAUUGAUGGCAGAAAUCUUUUUUAAGGGCAGAUGACAGUUUAAAUUCAUAUGUAAAAAGGUAAAUAAAAGCAAAAAGUUGUCUUCAGUACUGAGCAUACACACCACAUUUUUAAUUUUGUAAUAUAUUUAAAUCAGAGUAAAUACUUCUGCACAAUUUUGUGUGUAGUAAACCCUAAUUGGCCUAGGGGUUCAAAUAGAAAAUAACGUUAAGCACACAAAAGACACGUGUAAGGCUUCAGUAAAGCAGAACCUGAACAAAUGAAUAACAAAAAUGAUCAACCCAUAUUAAAUCAUUACAAAAAUGGAA
This is a messenger RNA of Xenopus tropicalis (tropical clawed frog), 3064 nucleotides long. RefSeq names its product synaptotagmin like 3 (gene sytl3). Gene Ontology annotation, biological process: intracellular protein transport. Gene Ontology annotation, molecular function: small GTPase binding. The record is from RefSeq and is a predicted model, not a curated record. Lineage: Eukaryota; Metazoa; Chordata; Amphibia; Anura; Pipidae. The coding region runs from base 397 to 1728 and encodes 443 amino acids. Gene Ontology annotation, cellular component: membrane. The transcript is spliced from 13 exons.